Biomphalaria glabrata is the source of this 4093-nucleotide messenger RNA. RefSeq names its product protein unc-93 homolog A-like. The coding region runs from base 170 to 2065 and encodes 631 amino acids. The record is from RefSeq and is a predicted model, not a curated record. NCBI's taxonomy places the organism in Eukaryota, Metazoa, Mollusca, Gastropoda, Planorbidae. The transcript is spliced from 5 exons.
AGCAGACAACCUCGUUCCGUUCUGUCUGGUUACGAGAUUGCAUCAAACACUCAGUGAUUUCAAAUUGUUUCUUCUUUGCUGUUGAAAAGGGACACAAUCUAUACGUAAAGAAUGACAUUCACAAUGUCGCAUUAAAGGCAACCGCUUGAGGUUACGUUAGAGCCACACCAUGACGUCAUCAGAAAGCCCCUCCCACGAGCAGACAGCGGAGAGUGCUGGAGAGAAGGCAUCGGGACACCAACAGCUGCAGACGAUCUCGGAGAAUGAGGUCACGUGUUUUGAACCACACAGCGAGAAACAAGACAAGUAUACACAUAUUACAAACAAAAUUCUCUCAGUGGAUGAAUCUUUUCUUUACUCCAGCCAGGCCAGCUUAGCAGAUUAUCAGGUCCUGGGAACGCGAAAGCGUGCCCAUACCAUGCAAAAUAUUCACGAGAGAGCUAGCUUCCUCGACUUGACCAGCGAGCUCCACUUCAGCAAGAUGCUUCACAAAGCCCUUUUCUACAUCCGCGAUGAUGUGACCUUCGGAUCAACAGCUGGGCUGAACAUGCCAGUGAUUGACACCCUGACCCCUGACCUGGUGCCCCUGAAAGAAGAUUCGAACCUCAACACGGUGCCCAGCUUGAGUUACGCCAAGAAUCUCCUGGUAGUCAGCCUAAGCGUGACCUUGAUGUUCAUUGCGCUGGGUUCAGUUCGUAACCUUCAAAGCAGCAUGAAUCACGAGGCAGGCGUGGGUGUCAUCUCCAUGGCGGUCAGCUUUGCAGGUUACAUGCUUGGAAGUGUCGUGAGCGCCUCACUUGUGCAGAUAUUUCAGCCCAAGUUUUGCCUGGUUUCUGGAUUAUUCCCACAGUUCCUGUACAUCGCGUCCAACCUUUACCCGGCAAUGUGGCUCAUGGUCCCUGUUUCCUUGGCUCAAGGCUUCGCUUUGGCCAUCUUGUGGAACGCCAUGAGUACCUACGUUGUUCUUUUAGCCAGGGGGAAAGCACUGCUACAAGAUAUACACUUCUCAGUGGUUUCCUCCCGUUAUUUUGGAUUUUUCGGAUUGUUUUUUCAAAGUUAUUUUGUCAUCGGUAAUUUAAUUUCCUCUUUAGUUCUGUCACAAAGUGGGGCAUCGCCUGCAGAUUUAAAUAAUAUAACAGACUUGAACUCCAAUAGUUUUGUCACUGACAAUACACAUUCAAUAAACGCCAGUAUAGAUGAGUCUCACAAUAGCUCCUCUAACAGGUACAUCACACCAAGUCAUAUUCAUCUCUGUGGGGCCACUUUUUGGCAACACUUUGACCUGGGAGGAGAGGCGUAUCAUGUGGAGGAGAAGACGAAAUAUCUACUUUUAGGGAUCUACCUUGGUUUUGUCCUGCUCUCAAUAAUCAUAGCUGUUUUAUUCCAAGAAAAACUCAACCCUAAGUUAUUUGAGUCCGCGCUGCCAGCCUUAGAAAGGUUUAAACAACAGCUUCUAUCUUUGAAGAAAUUUUCUUAUGACCGCCAUUUUCUUCUUCUGCUGCCAAUGCUGAUGUAUUCUUUUAUGGAAGUUGGAUUUAUAACAGCAGAAGUGACCAAGGCGUACGUCACGUGUGCUCUGGGCAUCCAUAUGGUUGGUUACACAAUGAUUUGCUUUGGCGUGUGUGGAUGCCUCAGUUCUUACCUGAGUGGAUUUCUCAAUAAAUUCACAGGCUACAGACCUUUAAUGAUCACAGCCGUUCUGCUCAAUCUCGCGGUACUGGUACACAUGAUCGUCUGGAAACCAAGUCCUAACGAGUUACUUCCCUUCUUUGUUGACUUUGGACUGUGGGGAGUUUCUGAUGGUAUCUUUGUCAGUCAGGUCAAUAGUCUCUUGAGUGCCACAUUCCCAAACAACUAUGAAGAAGCAUUCGCAGGACUAAGGAUAGCUCAAGGCUUUGGGGUGGCGCUGGUGUUUGCUUGUUCCGGUUUCCUGAGCAUGCUGGCCAAGAUCUACAUGACAGGUGCAUUCGCUGUAUUCAGUACCGCAGCCUAUUUGUUUAUGGACUUGACGCGAGAACGAGAGAUGAAGAGGAAAAUCGUUUUAUUGCAAGAGACAUCCAUUUAAAACGACAACAAAAUUCCUGCACAUAAAGAAAUUAUUUUGACACAAUUUUUUUUCAAUGCGCAUGAUUGAGUGACUAGAUUAUAUUGUUUUAAUGUCGGGUUCAUGUGCCUCUUUCUAUUAGGAACAAUAGUUAACUCUUUCUCUCCGUAAUUAUUUUCCACAUUUUGAUGGAAUUAUUCAUUUAUCUCAUUUCUGUUUCACUACCCUGUUAAGAUUUAACUUCAAUAACUUUUUUUUGUAUCUAAUCAGGGAAUGUUAUCUGUGGCAUUUUACGUCUCGAGAGACGAUCUUUUCCCUUUGCAACUUCUUGUGUGGCUAAAGAGGCCAAUCCUUGAUACACAGCUGCGAUCGCAGGUUGGGCAUAUAUAAUCACCAGGCGCCGUUGCAUUUUCACCCUUCUUUCUGCUUCUGUUGUGUAUGGCAUCUACAAUCUGUGACCCUUCCUUUAUGCUCUCUCUCCAUGUGUAUCUAUCCAGUGCCACCUCUUCCCAGCUGCCAAUGUCGAUUUUGAAGAACUUCAUGUCGCGUUUGCAUACAUCCGUAUAACGUAAAAGUGGGUGACCGGCGGCUCUCCUGCCUUCCAUUAGAUCGCCAUACAGGAUGUCCUAAUCAGGGAAUGUUAUAUUAGGUUUAAAAUUAGAGAAGAAUGCAUGCUAUUUUUAUAUAACACAAAUUAAAGUUAAUACAACAAAAAUUUAAUGGGGUCAAAUCAACGUUGAUAUCGUCAGGAGAGAAAGAGUUAAUCAACGCAGACAAGUUAAAAAGGAGAUUAAAAAAAAAUUAUUUUCUUUUUUCUUUAAAACAUCAAAAUAUGGAGCAUCUACGUAAUUAAUUUAUACAGCCAAUACAAAGUUGAUGAGGGCGCUGUGGCUGAGUGGUUAAGGGCUUGGCUUCCGAACCUGGUGCCAUAGGUUCGAAUCUCGGUGAAGAUUUGGAUUUUCAAUUUCGGGAUUUUUAUGGCGAUCCACCCAGCUCUAAUAGGUACCUGACUUAAGUAAAGGCGGUUGGUCGUUGUACUGGCUACAUGACACCCUUCUCAUUAACAGUUGGCCAAAGAAACAGAUGACCUUAACAUCGUCUGACCUAUAGGUCGCAAGAAAGGGGGAAAAAACAACAACAAAAUUGAUGUGAGGCUGAGUGACAUAAGCGUCUCAGGUUCGAAUCCCCGAGGUAGUCUACGAUAGGUAGUCUAUGAAGUCGUAAAGCCUUUGUUAUAGAAAAAAUUAUCGUGAUAGAACCAUAGACAUAAAUAAAUAUAGACUGGAAGUAGGAAGUUAUUUUUAUUUGGGGGGAGUCAAAUAUGUUUUAUGUACUAUAUCUAUGUGAAAAAAAAAUGGCGGCGAUUGAGCUAUAAAUUCUAGGACUAACAUUUCAGCCAAUAUAUACCUUUGAUCUUUAGUUUUGAAAAGUGCAAAAAUGCCAUAUUCCCAAUAUUUGUCUUUGUUUUAUAAUCAUAGACAUAGGCAAAUAUAUAUAGGUUUGUGAUGUGAAUCUACACACUUAUCUUUUCCCAAAUAUUUCCGAUAAUAAUUUGUUCUUUAUCGUCCAGUCUAUAUAUAUAUAUGUCUAUGGAUAGAACUAACAAAAAUGUACACCGCGAUUCCAAACAUUUGGUCACUAGUAAAAAAAAAAAAAAAAAAGUAGUAGGCUCGCCUUUACACUUUAACCCUUAAAAUGCGUGUGGUAGUUUAGCCUCUAAACGUCAGACUUGUAAUUCCAUUUUGUAUGUAUUAUUUUAAAACAAAUCAGCACUUUAAGGGUUAACGAAGUUUGGAUAUUUGUAUUUAUGUGUCCAAUCCAUGACUCGGUGACUUUUGUAUUUUGUCUUCAUUUUUUUUUUCAUCCGGUUUUGAUAGUAUUUAUUUGUCUCUUUUAUUUUAUUUAAUCAAAGUUUGUAAAUAGUUCAUUUUUUUCUUCUGCUUGUUAUGACAUCAUGAAUAAUUCUUUUCGGCGUUUUAUCACGACUCUGUUAUAUAUAAUAAUUAUUUCGUCUUUUUGCUUGUUGAAAAAAUAAAUUGGUGAAACUUU